Mangifera indica (mango) is the source of this 456-nucleotide messenger RNA. RefSeq lists its product as uncharacterized. Lineage: Eukaryota; Viridiplantae; Streptophyta; Magnoliopsida; Sapindales; Anacardiaceae. The record is from RefSeq and is a predicted model, not a curated record. The coding region runs from base 1 to 456 and encodes 151 amino acids. The transcript has a single exon.
AUGAAGCGAGCAGCGAUUGCCAUUUUGUUCGUCCUUGUUGCUCUAUCUGGAGCCAAUGCCUCCAGAGUCAGUGCCAUUGAUGCAGCCACAGCCACUUCAACAAAAGACCCAUCAUGGUGGGUAUGGAUUCCAUGGUGGAGGAUGCUCCACCCAAUUCCACCUAGGUGGUGCUGGCCAUUCCACCCGUUUCCGCCAUCCCCGUCCCCAACCUCGUCCUUGUCAAAAGUUGAAGUUAAUUCUGACACUCAGAGAUGUCUAGGAGAUGGUGCUCAUGCAAAGUCAUGCUUUAACCAAAUUUCUGAGUCAUAUAACACUCAAUCAAUUUCUUUGAGCCAAGAAUGCUCUAAUGCUAUCAAAAGUAUGGAUUUCAUUUGCUCUUCAACUGUGUUUUCCAAGUUCAACAAUCCCCUUUUUGAAUAUGCCAUUAAGCAAUAUUCUGCUAAUCCACAAGUUUAG